AUGGCAGAAGCUGUCAUUGUUAGCAUUGUGGGGGAGAUCGUUGCUAGUCUAGCUCCUCAAGCAAUAGAAAAUAUUGGAAAGUUAUGGGGCAACAAGCAAGAACUCGAGGCACUUAGGGACACAGUCUCCACGCUUCAAGCUGUACUGGAUGAUGCAGAGGAGCAAUACUACCGGAGUCGCGAAAUCAAAGAUUGGGUUGAUAGACUGAAAGGCGCUUUUUAUGACGCACUAGACGUGCUUGAGGAAUACAAUGUAGAAGCUACGCGACAAGAACUGAGAGGCCACAAUAAAAUAUUCAAGGAGGUAAGGAAAUUUUUCUCUGGUUCAAACCAGGUUGCUUUUAUAUUGAAGAUGAGUCACAAAGUAAGAGCAGUGAAGAAAAGAAUAGAAGUCAUUGAGGCUAAUAGGAAAUUCGGCUUGAAUAUGCUCCCCGAGAGAGAGUGGAGGAAGAGAGAAGAGACACAUUCCUUUGCAUGUGAGGGGGAUAUUAUAGGGAGAGAUGAUGAUAAGGAGACUGUUAAGAAAUUUUUAUUGGAUUUAGACGUGAAAGGGAAUGUUUCCAUCCUUCCAAUAGUUGGUAUUGGUGGGCUUGGAAAAACAACUCUUGCUCAACAUGUAUAUAAUGAUAAGAUGGUCAGUGAACAUUUUGAAUUGAAAAUGUGGGUAUGUGUCUCUAAUGACUUUGACAUGAAAAAAAUAGUGAAAAAUAUCUUAGCUGGUGUGAUGAAGGAGGAAUUGAAUUAUGUGAUGGAACAAUUACAAAAUGAACUGAGGAGAGUAAUUGAUGGAAGGAGAUAUCUUUUAGUUUUAGAUGAUUAUUGGGAUGCAAAACUAGAAACAUGGCUCAAAUUGAAAUCAUUAUUGGUGGGAGGUGCUAGAGGAAGCAAGAUCCUUAUAACUACACGUCUUCAUUCGGUUGCGGAUAUCACCUACACUACUUUGCCUUAUCUUCUUGGGGGAUUAUCUAAAAUAAAGUCCGUCGAUUUGUUAAUGCAAAUGGCUUUUCCAAAAGGAGAGGAGACACAAGAUCCUGACUUGCGACCUAUUGGCGAAGAGAUAGCUAGAAGGCUGAACUGCUUCAUUUUGCCCAAAGACAAAGCUUGUGCUAAGAAUUAUGGCAAACUUGGGGAGCUAUAUGGCCUUAAUAACAUUCGGGGAAGCCUUUGCAUUGAAAAUUUGGGACACGUAACAGAUGCAGUAGAAGAAUACAAAGCUGCAAACUUGACAGGGAAGCAGUCUCUGGAAUCUUUGGAACUUAAAUGGGGUGGUUUCAAUACUGAUGACGCAGUAAUUUGGACUGGAACUAGAAAUGAAGCUCUAUUGGAUGCACUGCAGCCACCCUCAAAUCUGCAGGAGUUGACAAUCACUGGAUAUGAAGGUGAGAGCUUUCCAAGGUGGAUGAUGGAUAGCCUCGUGUCUUCCUUGCCAAAUUUAGUUGAGGUAGAGUUUAAAGACUGUGGAAGAUGUAAACGUCUCUCUCCACUAGGCCAAUUACCUCACCUCAAGAUUUUACGGAUUUCGAGGCUGGAUGAACUGGAAUACAUCGAGUCUGGCCAUUCAUCCACUUCAACAGCAUCGUUUCCUAGUCUAUUGAAAUUACAUAUUUUUUAUUGUAAGAAGUUGAAAGCCAUGCCAUUGACUUCUCAUCUUGGGGAUAAUAUAUCUGGCCAACGUGUGCGACACCUACCCAACCUCGUGGAUCUCUUUGUCUGGCUAUGUGAUGAGCUGGAUUUAUGCAAAGACGAAAGCGGCAACAUCUUGGAUUUCCAGGGACUUCAAUGUCUCCGCUAUGUAAAUAUUAAGGGCCUUCCCAAACUAGCAUAUCUCCCACAGUGGCUUGUCCAGGCCAGCAAUCUCGAGCUUCUCAAAAUUGACGGCUGUAAUUUGAAGGCAUUACCAGAGCAAAUCGAGGCCUUUCAAUCACUUCAACGGCUUAAAAUUGUCUCGUGCCGCUCGUUGAUAUCAUUACCUAAAGGAAUGCAAAGGCUUGCAUCCCUUACCGACCUAGUUUUCGACAACUGCGAUGAGCUGGAUAUAUCCAAAGACGAAAGAAGCAACAUCUUGGAUUUCCAUGGAGGCCUUCACAGUCUCCGCCAUGUAAAAAUGAAUGACCUUCCCAAACUAGCAUAUCUCCCACAGUGGCUUGUCCAGGCUAGUAAUCUCGAGCUUCUCGAAAUUCGCGACUGUGAUUUGAAGGCAUUACCAGAGCAAAUUGAGGCCUUUCGAUCACUUCAACGACUUGAAAUCAUUCGGUGCCGCUCGUUGACAUCAUUACCUACAGAAAUGCGAAGGCUUGCAUCCCUUACUGACCUAGUUUUCAUCGACUGUGAGGAGCUGAAUAUAUCCAAAGAUGAAAGCGGCAACAUCUUGGAUUUCCAUGGAGGCCUUCAGACUCUCCGGUCUCUACAAAUCAUUCGUCUUCCCAAACUAGAAUCUCUCCCACACUGGAUUCUACAGCUCCGCAGUCUCGAGUCUCUCCACAUUGAGGAAUGUGAGGAGCUGGAUAUAUCCAAAGACGAAAGCGGCAACAUCUUGGAUUUCCAUGGAGGCCUUCAGACUCUCCACUCCGUAUUCAUCUAUAAGCUUCCCAAACUGACAUCUCUCCCACAGUGGGUUCUACAGGCCAGCAAUCUCAAGGGUCUUAAUAUUAUUGGUUGUGACAAUUUGAAGGAUAUACCAGAGCAGAUUGAGGCCCUUCAAUCACUUCAAACUCUUAGAAUCCACACGUGCUCCUCGUUGACAUCAUUCCCUGAAGCAAUGCGAAGGCUCACAUCCCUUACUGCCCUAUACAUCAUGUAUUGUGGAGAAUUGGGGGACAGUUGCAAAAGACAAGCAGGCGAGGAUUGGGAGAAGAUUGCUCAUAUCCCGAACAAAAUCAUUAUGUAA
Molecule: messenger RNA, 2886 nt
Organism: Eucalyptus grandis
Lineage: Eukaryota; Viridiplantae; Streptophyta; Magnoliopsida; Myrtales; Myrtaceae
Product: putative disease resistance protein RGA4
Exons: 2
Coding region: 1-2886 (961 amino acids)
Biological process (GO): defense response to fungus
Molecular function (GO): ADP binding
Source: RefSeq, a predicted model, not a curated record